This is a messenger RNA of Triticum aestivum (bread wheat), 2685 nucleotides long. Its product is annotated as wall-associated receptor kinase 3. Gene Ontology annotation, biological process: cell surface receptor signaling pathway; protein phosphorylation. Lineage: Eukaryota; Viridiplantae; Streptophyta; Magnoliopsida; Poales; Poaceae. The record is from RefSeq and is a predicted model, not a curated record. The coding region runs from base 103 to 2457 and encodes 784 amino acids. Gene Ontology annotation, molecular function: calcium ion binding; protein serine/threonine kinase activity; ATP binding. The transcript is spliced from 5 exons. Gene Ontology annotation, cellular component: plasma membrane.
CUGACCGACGAAGGAGACACCCGGAGGAACAGAGCAGCCUGGCACUUCCACCCGUCGCCGCCCGCGCGUCUCCGGUGAACUUGUUACCUUGGCCGGGGCGAGAUGGCCGGCCAAGACCACUACACGCGAACGGGCGGCGGCGAUGUCCCUGGCCGGCCUCACGCCCGCGGCGGGCGGGCGGUUCAGAGAGACCGAGCAGAAGACGUGGAUGCCUAUGCCGAUGAGGAACUGACGGCGGGGAGAAGGCGGCGUGCUUUCUCGCCAGCUCGUGCUCCGUGGCAGUGGCCCGCAGCAGCAACUCUGUCUCUGUGGCAGGGUGGUGCCAGCGCUGAAGAGCAGCGCCGGCCCGUCACGCUUGAGGGUUGCCAGGCCAUGUGCGGCAACAUCAGCGUCCCCUUCCCGUUCGGCAUGAAUCAGGGCUGCUUCGUCGAGGGCUUCCAGGUCGCCUGCGACGACUCGUUCGACCCCCCUCGUCUCUUCCUUUUCUACAACCGGACAGGACCACGAACCUCAUUCAGCGAGAUGGGCGAGGCGGCGUACUCAACGCCGACACCGGUCACGUCGGACCCGACGCUGGAGAAGAGGUGGGAAGUGCCCGUGGAGCUCAUGGACAUAUCGAUUGCCAAGAGCGAGGCACGGGCUUACGGACUGGUGAGAUCCGACUGCAGCACGAGUGCGCGCGACCACUUGCUCAAGCUUCAGUUUACGUGGUUAUAUCAGCCAUUCUACCUGUCAGAGAAGCGCAAUUUUCUCGUCGGUGUUGGCAGGGACGUCAGAGCUAGGAUGAGCGACUACUUGCUGGGCUCCGCAAGCCCUGAUACGACAUGCUAUUCAAGCAUUGGACCUACCUGCGAGGACGCCUUUCCAAAAGGAAGCAUCCUCAACAGAUUUGGUGUGACGUUUGAGCCAGAUAAUAACACGUCUUGGGAAAGUUCACCCUGCCUCUACGGCAUGGUGGUGGAGAGCUCAUGGUACAACUUCUCUGAUGAGGACAUGCGCGGCUACGAGGUGCUAUCCAACAAGUACUCGAGGGGCGUCCCCAUGGUGCUCGAUUUCGCCUUUAGGGACGGUUCAUGUCCGGGUGCGGACAGCUCUGUCCGUCCAGGCUACAGGUGCGUCAACGGCAACAGCUCCUGUGUCAAUUCAACCAGUGCCGAAGGCUAUUUCUGCAAGUGCUUGGAACAUUACGAUGGCAACCCUUACAUUCCUAAUGGAUGCCAAGACAUCAACGAGUGCGAGCUCCGAGAACAAAAUCCUGAUCUCCGUGAUUUGUAUCCUUGCGACGGGAUCUGUAAGAACAGGCUGGGAGGCUAUGACUGUCGAUGCAAACCCGGAAUGAAAGGGGACGCCAUAAAAGGAACCUGCACGGAGAAACUCCCCCUAGCAGCAAAAGUGACUGUGGGUAUUGCUGCCAUGAUUGUUGUCUUGGUCCUCAUGGUUAUGGUCCAUCAGCUACUAAAAUUUAGAAGGUUCUAUGAACAAAAUGGUGGUCCGGUACUAAAAGGUGUAAAGAAUAUAAGGAUCUAUACAAGGAAACAAAUUAAGCAAAUGACAAAUAACUACAGGCGUGUAAUUGGAGAGGGCCACUUUGGUAAGGUUUAUCUUGGGACUCUCAAAGACAAAAAACAAGUUGCUAUAAAGAAGUCCAUCAAGGUUGACAACCACAUGAAGAAGGAGUUCACCGAUGAGGUUAUAAUCCAAUCUGCAAUGAGGCACAAGAACAUUGUUAUGCUCAUAGGCUGCUGCUUACAGCUGGAUGUUCCCACGUUGGUGUACGAGUUCGUAGCGAGAGGGAGUCUGUACGAUGUCCUCUUCAAGUGCAGAGAUAAGAUUCUAGUGGGUACACGGUUGUGGAUUGCCGCUGGGUCAGCCGAAGGCUUAACAUACAUGCAUUCAGCAGGGGAGAGUACAAUCCGUCAUGGUGAUGUUAAAUCUGCCAAUAUCCUUCUCGACGAAAAGUUCACCCCAAAGGUUUCAGACUUUGGGACAUCAAAGCUACUCGCGAGAGGAAAAGACGAGAUGACAGAACUUGUCAUUGGGGACAUGAGCUACAUAGAUCCGGUAUAUAUGGAACAAGGGAUCGUCACACAGAAGAGCGAUGUCUACGGCUUCGGAGUUGUCCUCAUAGAACUUAUCACAAGGAGGCCUGCAACAUAUGAUGCUGAGCGGAGCUAUGUUGCAAACUUUGUUGAAGCUUUUGUAGAAAAAAGAGGAAGAAGCUUUAUUGACAAUGAUAUUACAAGCGAGGCGGAUAUCAAUCUAUUGGAAAUGGUUGGCGGAGUCGCGGUAGAUUGUCUAAAGCCCAAUCCAGAAGAACGACAAGACAUGAAACAAGUAGAGCACCGCCUCCUCGAGAUUGUUGCACAAUCUGAAGAUUAUAGUCAAAAGAGGAACUUCCAGGGAGAUCUUAGUCCGGCACCAGAUGAUGUUGCUUUUCUUAAAGCCUUGGGAGAAUGAAGUAUCUAUCCUCUACCAAUAUUUUUACAUUUUCCAUUCAAUUAUCUAAUGGUUUGAUUGCAUUGAGACGUCAAGACAUUAGAGUAUGUGCCAAUUUUAUUCAUGUGACAUUUUCCUUUGUGACAGGAAAUGUAGGAUCUAAUUGCCGUGGAUUUAUAAUUAUGAUGUAUAAACAGACACGGCGUCAUGGUUGUGUGCAUCACAAUACUCCUAUAUGCCUACAUUUGA